Molecule: messenger RNA, 853 nt
Organism: Pan troglodytes (chimpanzee)
Lineage: Eukaryota; Metazoa; Chordata; Mammalia; Primates; Hominidae
Exons: 5
Coding region: 1-723 (240 amino acids)
Molecular function (GO): calcium ion binding
Source: RefSeq, a predicted model, not a curated record
AUGGCUCAGGAGGGAAGAGAUCCCUUCUGUAUGGGGAGAUGGGGGCUUCCUGGAGGGAGCCAGGGCGAGGGGCUCACCAGGGUGAGACAUCCAAGGGACCUGGGGGACCGGCCAUGGGACACUGUGGUCCCACGUGGCUCCUGGAUGCGCUGUGUGUUUGCUGAGCUGGAGGGGACGGGGAGCCCACGUGUGGGAGAGGGAGAGGCCAUGCACGCCCUGAGUCGGGCUUUACAAAAACCUUCUGGUGGCAGCAGGAGAGGAGCCACGCAGAGGCAGAGCCAGGGAGAGGCGGUCGCCAGUCGCUGCAGGCGCCUCAGCCCAGUGGCGGGCCUUGGCCCUUGGCUGCCUACUCCUACCGCCCCAGCCCCGGGCGGCCCUGGGCCUGCUGCGGGCGCGGCGCUGCCCGACCAGAGCUUCCUGUGGAACGUCUUCCAGAGGGUUGAUAGAGACAGGAGUGGAGUGAUAUCGGACACCGAGCUUCAGCAAGCUCUCUCCAAUGGCACGUGGACUCCCUUUAAUCCAGUGACUGUCAGGUCGAUCAUAUGUCAGGGGAGGAAACAGGAGGUACAGGAACGCUACAGGGGAGAAAGCACGGAGAGAUGGGAAAAGCACGGAGAGAGAGACGGGGAAAGGGCAAUCAGGAAGACCGAGAGAAAAGGGGGGAAGCAGAAUGACAGAGGAGGUGUGAAGAGAGAGAAGCCCUCUGGAGCGCUGAAAUACUGAAUAUUCUCCCCUGGGAGCUACUCAGGAUAAGAAUUUCUCCAGGGACUGCUCUUUCGGGCAAGCACAAUUACACACAUUUCUAUGUUAUGUUAAGUAAAAAUCUAGUAAACGGGCUGGGCACGGUGGCUCA